AUGUUGGGGCUGCAGCAGUGGCCUGAACACAUGCGACGCCGCGUUCGCCGCACCCUUUACGUGCGGUGGGGAUGCACCGGCCUGCGCUUCCUUUGCCGCGCACACGUACAUGCACACGUUCUUGUCGUCGUUGUACCACGCGCCUCUCUUUUUGUCGUGUCGACUUCCUCCACGGGCGAGUAUGUGAGGGGGCAGGCGGUGUCCUUCCCGCUGCCGUCGCCAAUAUGCUUCCCGGGUGUCACGGGGGGCAGUGCAACGCUCUGCCUCUCUUUCCCCCUCUCUCCCUGCUGGUCGCUCCUGAGUUUCUUUCCACAACUCCCGCUGCCUCUCCCUUUGCUCGCUCCUUCUCCCUGGCGGCAAGGUGUGUUUGCAUGCCCCUCGGCGGACGCCGCAGAGCCUCGUCUUCACCGCCCACUUGCCUCCGCCGACCUGCGACAGGCGUCUAGUCAGCGAGCGCACUAA
Molecule: messenger RNA, 462 nt
Organism: Trypanosoma conorhini
Lineage: Eukaryota; Euglenozoa; Kinetoplastea; Trypanosomatida; Trypanosomatidae
Exons: 1
Coding region: 1-462 (153 amino acids)
Source: RefSeq, a predicted model, not a curated record